Messenger RNA from Amblyraja radiata (thorny skate), 3658 nucleotides. RefSeq names its product activin receptor type-1-like. The record is from RefSeq and is a predicted model, not a curated record. Gene Ontology annotation, molecular function: transmembrane receptor protein serine/threonine kinase activity; ATP binding. The transcript is spliced from 11 exons. Bases 307 to 1827 code for a protein of 506 amino acids. Gene Ontology annotation, biological process: heart development; cellular response to growth factor stimulus; protein phosphorylation. Gene Ontology annotation, cellular component: plasma membrane; BMP receptor complex. Lineage: Eukaryota; Metazoa; Chordata; Chondrichthyes; Rajiformes; Rajidae.
UCGGCUCGGUGCGGGGCUAAAGUUUGGGCUGAUCCGGAGAGAAAGGAUUGAGCGGCGGAUCCCGGGCGCUGGGCCCCGCCGCCGAGCACAGCCCCGACACCGACACCACCGACACGGACACCGCCGCCGCAAGGUUGGCGCAAAGCUGAAUGAAACGCACCGUCUGCUACAAUAGAAAUCAAAUGUCACCAUCUCUGGAAUCGUACACUGCAGAAGGAGGCCAUUUGACCCAACCUCCCUGGGCUGGCUCUUAGCACUUUUUGUGAUUAGCUCUGGAAGUUCUUCCUUCUCAAUAAUCUUUUCCUGAUGGCCCAAUGUAGUAUUCUUGUUCUGCUACUUCUGGCCCCAAAGGCCUUUCGAUGUGGAGCUGAAGAUAAAGACAAUCCAAGUCGGUUUCAAUGUGUCUGUGAGGGGAAUUCGUGUGGAAGGCCUGUAUGCUAUGGCCAAGCAUGUUUUGCUUCAGUUAUACAAAAUGGAGAGGUUCCUGUAUACAGGAAAGGUUGCUUCAAUGGUGAAGAUCAAAGUGGAAUGAUGUGCAAGACCUCGCCCUCUGAAAAUCAAGUGGUGCAUUGUUGCAAUGGGGACCUGUGCAAUAGGAAUAUUACUGCAAUGCCACUUCUUUCUCAGGCACCAAAAGGAGAGCCAAUCGAGUACAGUGUGGAGAUGUUAAUAAUUGUUGUUGUUAGUACGGUCAUAGUGCUGAUAGUGUUGUCACUCGUUGCUGUCCUGAUUUGUCGCAAAAUUCACCAGAAUAGGAUGCAAAGGUUACAUGCUCGUGAUGCCGAAAAUGGAGCAAUUGAUGGCCUUAUAGCUUCCAAUGUGGGAGAUAGUACACUUGCGGAUUUGCUUGACCACUCUUGUACGUCAGGUAGUGGAUCGGGGUUACCAUUUCUGGUACAACGCACAGUUGCCAGACAGAUUACCUUGAUGGAAUGUGUAGGAAAGGGGCGCUAUGGAGAAGUUUGGAGAGGCCAGUGGCAAGGUGAAAGUGUUGCUGUAAAAAUCUUCUCAUCUCGAGAUGAGAAAUCCUGGUUUCGAGAGACUGAAAUUUAUAAUACGGUUCUUCUUCGCCAUGAGAACAUAUUAGGUUUCAUUGCUUCAGACAUGACCUCAAGGAAUUCUAGCACUCAACUGUGGCUUAUCACUCAUUAUCAUGAAAAUGGUUCACUCUACGACUAUUUACAACGUAACACAGUGGAUACUGUAGUCUGUCUGAAUUUUGCCUUAUCUAUAGCCAACGGUCUGGUACACCUUCACAAUGAAAUUUUUGGAACUGAGGGAAAGCCUGCAAUUGCUCACAGAGAUUUGAAAAGCAAAAAUAUCUUAGUAAAAAAGAACUUGCAUUGUUGCAUUGCUGAUCUUGGGUUAGCGGUGAUGCAUUCACAGACUAACAAUCAAUUAGACGUCGGAAAUAAUCCUAAAGUGGGCACGAAACGUUAUAUGGCACCAGAAGUACUUGAGGAAUCAAUUCAGGUUGACUGCUUUGAUGCCUACAAACGCGUGGACAUCUGGGCAUUUGGACUGGUCUUGUGGGAAGUGACCAGAAGAACAUUCAGUAAUGGGAUUGCAGAGGAAUACAAGCCCCCAUUUUAUGAUCUGGUACCGAAUGACCCUAGCUUUGAAGAUAUGCGGAAAAUUGUGUGUGUGGAACAGCAAAGACCAAAUAUUCCUAACAGAUGGUUCUCUGACCCUACCUUGUCUGCUCUAGCCAAGCUGAUGAAAGAAUGUUGGUACCAAAAUCCUUCGGCGCGGCUCACUGCAUUACGUAUCAAAAAGACUUUAGGGAAAAUAAGCAAUUCGUUAGAGAAAGUGAAAAUGGACUGCUGAUAGGAGGUUGAGAAUCGAUAUUUAUCAUUGUCACCAAAUGUACGAGAUCUAGCUAGGAUGAAAAGCGGAUCUCAAACUGUCCGUUAUUCUGUUUUUACAGUUAAAUAUAUGGCAGUAUCGGUGUCAGCAAAGGCACCAUGGUUUUAUGGCAGAUGAAUCAUUGUCUUUAACCAGACCAAUCACUCAACCAUGGCUGUUCCUCUUGAUGCAAAUAAAAGUCAGAGAGUGGUCGCAUAUUCACUGGCCGCACUCUAACUUGAAUUCUAUUUGUAAGGGGAUUUUAUUUGCACUAAUUUUUUUUGCAUUGCUGUACAAUUAUCAAGUAGGCUGCAAUAGCCCUGACCUGUGUAUUUAUAUUCAGUCUGUAAAAUAGCAUGCAGGUUUUCAUUAUGAAUAGGCAAGACAUGAUGGCUUUGUUACAGGAAUACAUGAACCAUUUAAUGGUUAUUGGAUUAUAAUGUAAAACUACAGUGGUCCUUAUGUUUUAAUGUGACAGGAAGACAUAUACACCAGCGAAUUGUGGUGGUGCCUUGACACUAGAGAUAGUUCUUUAAGGUUAAGUUACACAGAUGAGCUACAGAAUACUUUCCACAGUGGAAUGUGUUAUCAUUUUAAAACUAAUGUUUAUGCAGAUUGUAUGGUUUGCCUUUGGUGCUGUAUCCAAAAUGUAAGAUUAUUUUUUAUAUUUUCAUCAUAGGAAGUAACAUUGUCUUUUGAAUUACAGUUUAGAAUUUGUUCUAUUUCUUUCUUUUAUCUAGUAACAUACAGAGACUUGAUAGGCCUCUGAUUUUCUCAUUAACUACAAUUGAGAAGAUUAUGAUUCAUCUUUAUGUUAAGUGCUCAAAUUAUUUAACUUAAUCAUGGUCAAAACACUCCUGUAACUAGUCUUCCUGGAAUAAAAAUGACCAUGUCAAGUAAAGGAAAUUAUUAAUUUCCUUCUGGUGCAAAGUGGCAAACACUAAUAAGGAUAUUGUACAGGAAAGGUCUAAAAUCUUCAAACAUUGCUUCCUUAUAUAGUGUUGGAAGAUCAGGAAAAUGGCCACAGUUACUUCAAGGAAAAAUACAGUAAUAGAACACUAAUAUGGUUUUUAAUGUAAAUGUAUGCAGCCUGCUGUGUUGCCUUUUUGUUAUUGUGUAUCUUAAUUUGUGCAAUGAGUCUCACAAAGCACUCAACGUAUAUGUAGUUUGAAAGAAAGGGCUUACUGGGUUAUUUUAUGUUAAAGCAUUUGCAUUAGGAUAUAGGUUCAUUUCAUUUGGGACAUUUGAGGUGCUUUACCAUUUGGUGAAUUGUGCAACAAAUAUCAUUAUUGCACUGUAAUAUUACCACUAAAGUGUGUUUGUUUUCAAAAAGCAAUAAUUGCAUUUUAAAACCGAAUAUUCCUGCAAUUCUGCGCACAAAGCAUCAUCCAUAGCUGCAGCCUAAAUUAAUGUCUCACACUAUGCUUUGUAAUCUGGUUGCCUACAGUUUCCAUUUAAAAAGUAACUUCUAAACAAAACAAUUAUGAGCAAUAUUUACUACUAUGUCACAUUUAUUUAGUGCUGCAUUAUAAGAUGCAACAACUACAGUUCAAGUUUCAGUGUUCACGCAUAGAAACAUUAUUUAAGCCUUAAUUCUUAGGACUGGUGCAAUUUUUUGCUAUUUUAAAAAUACACCAAUCUCAAAAGUUUUUUCAUUUAACUCGGAAAUCAUUAAUAAAAAUGUCCUGUGUGUUAUACAUUGAUGUCUUUGCUUACAUUAUUCAGCAUUCAUUUAUCAACAGGAUGCUGGAAGAGCACAUUUUGGAAUAAUAAAUGUAUAAAGGGUAACAUCAUUAAAAGCCAUUCUGCAAUA